Molecule: messenger RNA, 1059 nt
Organism: Exophiala aquamarina CBS 119918
Lineage: Eukaryota; Fungi; Ascomycota; Eurotiomycetes; Chaetothyriales; Herpotrichiellaceae
Product: DNA repair protein rhp51
Exons: 4
Coding region: 1-1059 (352 amino acids)
Biological process (GO): chromosome organization involved in meiotic cell cycle; reciprocal meiotic recombination; double-strand break repair via homologous recombination
Cellular component (GO): condensed nuclear chromosome
Molecular function (GO): DNA strand exchange activity; ATP hydrolysis activity; ATP-dependent DNA damage sensor activity
Source: RefSeq, a predicted model, not a curated record
AUGACCCAAGUAGACACAAUGGAGACAGCCCCACAAGACGAGUACGAGGACAUGGCAGGUGGUCCUGGUGCACCACUUCCAAUCACACAGCUUGUGGGCGUAGCAGGCUUAACCGAGAGAGAUAUCAAACUGGUGGUCGAAGGCGGAUAUCAUACGGUUGAGGCAAUUGCAUACACCCCACGACGUCAGCUGGAGCAGAUCAAGGGUAUAUCAGAAGCCAAAGCUACCAAAAUACUGAAUGAAGCUAUGAAACUAGUGCCUAUGGGGUUCACCACAGCGACCGAAAUGCACGCGCGACGAAGCGAUCUCAUCUCCAUCACUACAGGAUCGAAAAACCUCGAUCGAUUGCUUGGAGGUGGCAUUGAGACAGGUUCCAUCACUGAGAUCUUUGGAGAGUUUAGAACGGGUAAGAGUCAGAUUUGUCACACAAUGGCGGUUACCUGUCAACUCCCCUUCGACAUGGGAGGCGGUGAAGGGAAGUGUCUGUACAUUGAUACCGAGGGAACUUUUCGACCGGUCCGACUUCUAUCUGUGGCCAAUCGAUAUGGAUUGGAAGGCGAAGAGGUGUUGGACAAUGUUGCGUAUGCCAGGGCGUACAACUCGGAACAUCAGCUUCAGCUUUUGCAGCAGGCGGCCCAAAUGAUGUGCGAGACAAGAUUCUCACUUCUUAUUGUCGACUCGGCGACGUCCCUAUACCGAACGGAUUACAAUGGACGAGGUGAAUUAUCAUCACGGCAGUCACACAUGGCCAAGUUCCUACGAAUGCUUCAGCGCCUCGCAGAUGAGUUUGGAAUUGCAGUGGUCAUCACCAAUCAAGUCGUGGCACAGGUGGAUGGCGGACCGAGUGCCAUGUUCAACCCGGACCCGAAGAAACCGAUUGGCGGUAACAUCAUUGCUCACGCAAGUACUACACGACUGAGCUUGAAGAAGGGCCGAGGAGAGACGCGAAUCUGCAAGAUUUACGACAGCCCAUGCCUGCCAGAGAGUGAUACGCUGUUUGCGAUUUAUGAACAUGGCAUUGGUGAUCCCCAGCCCAAGGACGACAAAGAAAAAGAAUGA